CGGCUGUCCUUCCUUGCGGAGGUGCUGGAGGUGCGUCGUAUUAUUAUGUAUUAUAACGCGAGUGCAGCUGGGGGGAGUGUGGAGAGGGAGUUUAGAAAGACCCUAUUAGGUAAACCGUUUCAAUGAGAUGUUGAAGGGAUGCUGGCAGAAGGGGAACAAUCAGAAGUGUCACCGAAAGGAUCCAAAGAGAAGGGGGAGCAAAGGAAGCUGAGGGUUCAAGAUGGAGGCAGAAGGCGAGAGGGAAGACGAAAGCAGAAGCCAGAGGGUGACUCUUGUAUGUCUCAGGGUGGUGAAAAUCAAAUUGACAAAAAGGAGAAAAAGCAUGAAUGUACAUUGUGCGGACAGAGAUUUUGUAAUCGCUCAGCUCUUACUUCACAUCAACGAACUCAUACAGGGGAGAAACCGUAUACAUGUUCAGAGUGUGGAAAGAGAUUCAGUAGGAGUGGGACCCUUAUAUUGCACCAACGAACUCAUACGGGAGACAAACCUUAUACAUGUUCAGUGUGUGAAAAGAGCUUCACUCAAAGUAGUGGCCUUACUUUGCAUCAAAGAUCUCAUACAGGAGAGAAACCGUAUACAUGCUCAGAGUGUGGAAAGAGCUUCACUCAAAGUAGUGACCUUACCUUGCAUCAAAUAUCUCAUACAGGGGAGAAACCGUAUACGUGUUCUGAGUGUGGAAAGAGCUUCAGUCACAGCACUGCACUUACUAGACAUCAACAAACUCAUCGAGGCAGCAAACCUUAUAAAUGUUGGGAAUGUGGCAACAGCUUCAGUCGCAUCGACUCCCUUUCCUUGCAUCAAAAAAUUCAUAUAGGGGAGAAACGAUAUACAUGUUUGGAGUGUGGAAAGAGCUUCAUUCAGAAUGGCACCCUUACCUUGCAUCAAAGAGUGCACACAGGAGAGAAACCGUAUAAAUGUUUGGAGUGUGGGAAGAGCUUCAGUCGUGGUAGCUCCCUUACGUUGCAUCAACGAACUCAUACGGGAGAGAAACCGUAUACAUGUUCGGAGUGUGGAAAAAGCUUCAUUUGCAGUAGCUCCCUUAUGUUGCAUCAAAGAACUCAUACAGGGGACAAACCAUAUAAAUGCUCCGAGUGUGGAAAUAGCUUCAGGCGCCGGAGUCACCUAACUAGACACCAAAGAAGUCAUACAGGAAGGAAAUCUUAGAAAUGUUUGGCGUAUGGAAAGAACUUCAGUGACAGGGGCUCCCUUCCUAAACAGUAAAAACUCAUACAAGGGAAAUAUCUUAGAAAGGGCUGGAGUGUGGGAAGAUCUUUAUUCAUAUCAAAUAACUCCUGCAGAAAGUAAAACAAUGAUUGUGUUCUGG
Molecule: messenger RNA, 1324 nt
Organism: Podarcis muralis (Common wall lizard)
Lineage: Eukaryota; Metazoa; Chordata; Lepidosauria; Squamata; Lacertidae
Source: RefSeq, a predicted model, not a curated record